CGUGCACGCGGACGCGGGCGCGGGCGGAGAGGAGGAGCGGCAGCCGUUGCGGGCCGGCCCGCGGGGCUGAGGCCGAGCCGAGCAGGGCCCGCGCCCCGGCCGGGCGCCCACCAUGCGGCGGCUGCGGCGCCUGGCGCACCUGGUGCUCUUCUGCCCCUGCUCCAAGGGUCUGCAGGGCCGGCUCCCGGGCCUCAGGGUCAAGUACGUCUUCCUGGUCUGGUUGAUCGUCUUUGCGGGCAGCUGGAUGGCAUAUGUGCACUACUCGACAUACGUGGAGCUCUGCCGCGGGCACGUCUGCCGGGUGGUCAUCUGUGACCAGUACCACAAGGGCAUCAUCUCCGGGUCCAUCUGCCAGGACCUGUGCCGCCUGCGCCAGGUGGAAUGGGGGGCCUGCCUUUCCUCUGUCCCAGGCCAGCAGGUGUACAGCGGGCUCUGGCAGGGCAAGGCGGUGACCAUCAAGUGCGGCAUCGAGGAGGGCCUGCGAUCCCAGGCUGGCUCAGACACCGUCCCCGGGAGGGAGCUGGUGCUGUUUGACAAGCCUACUCGGGGCACCUCGAUUAAGGAGUUCCGGGAGAUGACCCUCAGCUUUCUCAAGGUGAACCUGGGAGACCUGCCCUCCCUGCCUGCUCUGGUUGGACAGGUCCUGCUCAUGGCUGAUGUCAACAAGGAUGGCAGGGUGUCCCUGGCGGAGGCCAAGUCGGUGUGGGCCCUGCUGCAGCGCACGGAGUUCCUGCUAUUACUGUCUCUGCAGAAGGACCAUGCCCCCAGGCUGCUGGGCUACUGUGGUGACCUGUAUGUCACCGAGGCUGUCCCGCACAGCUCCUGGCCCGGGGCUGCGCUGCCACCCCUCCUGCGCCCACUGCUGCCCCCAGCCCUCCAGCAGUGGCUGGGGCCUGCGUGGCCCUGGCGGGCCAAGAUCGCCUUGGGGCUGCUGGAGUUUGUGGAGGAGCUCUUCCACGGCUCCUACGGGAACUUUUACAUGUGUGAGACCACGCUGGCCAAUGUGGGCUACACGGCCAAGCACGACUUCAGGAUGGCUGACCUGCAGCAGGUGGCACCUGAGGCCACAGUGCGCCGCUUCCUGCGGGGCCGCCGCUGCGAGCACAGUGCCGACUGCACGUUUGGCCGCGACUGCCGGGCCCCCUGCGACAAGCUCCUGCGGCAGUGCAAGGGUGACCUCAUCCAGCCAAAUCUGGCCAAGGUGUGUGAGCUGCUGCGGGACUACCUGCUGCCCGGCGCCCCCACCGAACUGCAGGAGGAGCUGGGCAGGCAGCUGCGUACCUGCACCACGCUGAGUGGGCGGGCCAACCAGGUGGAGGCCCACCACGCCCUGGUGCUGAGCCAGCUCAAGGCCCUGCUCUGGAAGAAGAUCUCCCACACCCAGUACUCCUGACCCCAGCCCUGUGGGCUGCCCGUGCCUGGAGGCUCUUGCCUUUGUGUCCCUGUCCCCCCAAGCACUCCCAACAACUGGACCCUUCUCUGGAAAGAGGCAAGGAUCUGGGCCUCAACACCAAGGGCUGGCCAGGUGCCCACCCUGCCAAGCUGGGUUCUACUACUGAGGAACUUAGGAUGUAAAUAAACAGCUUUUCUGUGAGUGCCAAGUGCCUUGCCCAGCCCUGCCAUCCACACUGCCCAGUGGCGAGGCCCUCAGCAGGCAUUCUGGAGAGCCUCGCCUGACCCUCCGGCUCCCAGAGCCAUUCUGGUGGAUGGAGGUGGGAGACAGGGUGUGGGCGCCAGCCUUCAUCCCUGGUUUCUGCAGUGACCGACGAGCAGCCACACCCGGACUGCAGCAGGGUUCCGUGACCGUGUGCUGGCUGUGGGCCAGCAGGACAGUGGAGUGCCUCUGCACAAAACCAUCCAGGCUGACCUUGUUCUUUAACUCAUUUUAAUGAACUUCUAGGUACAGUCUGUUAUCUGGGAAAGAGCCAAGCAUUUCCUCUCUUCUGCCCCGACCCACAACAGGAAGCUGUGCUCCCUGGAGCCUGGCCCCCUUCCCUGGAGCUGGCACGUUGAGAGUGCCCACAUUCCAACCUGCCCUGCCCAAUGAGGUGCACAACCCCCCACAUGGCUUCUCUAAAAACCUUUUGCCUAAAACACACACUGUAAAAUCUCAACUAUUACACCAUAUUCCCAGUAUUCCUAAACUCCAAAUAUAUUAAAAUGAUUUUCCCAUCUA
Molecule: messenger RNA, 2176 nt
Organism: Manis javanica (Malayan pangolin)
Lineage: Eukaryota; Metazoa; Chordata; Mammalia; Pholidota; Manidae
Source: RefSeq, a predicted model, not a curated record